This is a messenger RNA of Cuculus canorus (common cuckoo), 6063 nucleotides long. It is a transcript of the gene SLC25A29, whose product is annotated as solute carrier family 25 member 29. The transcript is spliced from 3 exons. The record is from RefSeq and is a predicted model, not a curated record. Gene Ontology annotation, cellular component: mitochondrion. Lineage: Eukaryota; Metazoa; Chordata; Aves; Cuculiformes; Cuculidae. Bases 2162 to 2872 code for a protein of 236 amino acids. Gene Ontology annotation, molecular function: high-affinity L-arginine transmembrane transporter activity. Gene Ontology annotation, biological process: mitochondrial L-ornithine transmembrane transport.
UGAUUAUGAAAUACUUUUGUCUCUAGGUAAAAAUCUGAAAGUUUUUCGAAGGAGUGGGGGAAGAAAAAAAAAAAAUCCCCAGAUACUGCAGGAGCAUAAAUCUGUGCUGGAAAGCUUGGAGUGAGCCUCCUCAACCACUGUUUUUAGAUUUGCAGUCUCCAGCUCUUCAGAAGAGAAAAAAUUCUUUGUAUGUAUGAUUCAGCUCAGUAACAUGACAAAUGUUGGCCUAAACGACAAGCUCAUCAGUGUAGUAACAACAUUGUAUUUGAAAAUACGAUCUUACAUUUGCCUUAAUUUUGUUCUAAGUUUGUUUUUCUACAGCUGUUGUUGGCUAACUGCUAAAACUGCCACUCCUUGCAUUUGUAACUCAAACCUACUUCGUUACUAGGUUGAAAAAUUGUGUUUUGUUUCCCAGUAGUAUGUUCUUUUACUUAUUCCUCAAGCAUUAAUUUGUUACACUAGCCAAUGCAUGUUAGUGGUUAGAAAUACACAGCAUGAAGCUUGUCUGGGGGCUUUUUCCUCCCUUUAAGUAUUAUUUUUAUAACAUUCUAAGCUAAAAUUGGUUUUGUGAUAGUAGCUUAGCUGUAUGUAUUCUGCAUACUAAGGGUAGCUAAAACGCAUUUAAAGAUAAGAGUUGAAAUCUCCUGGAGGACUCUUCAGGAGUCCAAGCCUAUUUUUCAGAAUGGGGUGACAAGUCACUCUUGGCAGCCUUAUCCAAAGUCUCACGCUGGAAGAAUAGAAUAAGGGAUGCCAAUAUAUUCCCUGCUAAACUAAUACACCAGAUCACUUGACUGCAGCAGACAGCAUGCAACGCGCUAGAGCUGUAUUUGGAAUACCUCUACCUUGCAGAACUUAUAUAUGCAAAGGGCUGGUAGUGUUACUGAGGUCAUCACUAUGUUCUGUAUUCUGUACUCUUAAUUCAAACCGGAUUUUCCUAGCUAGUGGAUUUUUAGUCCUUGCCAGUCAAGUACAAGCUGCUUAAAUUCUAAAAACUGUAUGUACAUUUCUUGGAGCAUGGUAAAUUUGACUGUUGAGUAAUUUAGUUGAAUUCCAGUAUACUUUUUAAGGAAAGGUAUUAUCUAGAUUUGUACGUUUUACAGCUAGUAUGGGGCCAGUUGUUGUUUCCUCUCACCCCUAUUCCACCCAGUUUUACGUGCUUAAUUUAAGGUGAUGGGUCAUUUCACUGAAGCCAGCAAAACUGCUAAUAUUCCACAGUCAGACUAAAGUUAAGUGUUUGUGGGUUUGGGGUUUUUUUGGUUUGUUUUAGAGUUGAACAGCUUCUAGUGCAUGGAACUAAAUACUAAAGUGUCUGCAAAACUGGGGCUCUUGUGCUAAUUCUAGCACAUGUAUUAAUGCAAAAUAGAGGUGUUGGCUUUAUUGCAAAUCAAGAUCCUUCUUUUAGAGCAAGAAUAAUUUGUUUCUGGAUGACUUUAAAUGUUUUAUGAAAUCCAGUGUGGCACACUAUAUACCCACUGGAAGGUGUUAUAAGCAUUUAUCUAUUUUUGCUAGAAAGAAUACUAAUGUUUGUUAUUAGUCACCACUGUAUGUGGGAAAACUAACACUACAACCAGUCUUUAAAAACAAACAAACAAAAAGCAUUGCAUAAUUUGUUGUGUAUGUAUUAAGAAUUAACCCUUUUUAUAGUUUUGCAGGGUUUAAAGGGCUAGCUCGUAGUCAACUUAGACUGUAAGUUUUCAGUAUAACUGAACAAUGGGAAAGCUGAUUAGAUAAGCCAGAAUUGUACUUCUGUCUUUGCUUUUAAGCUCUUUUUUUUUGGCCAGCGAUAAUGUCUCACAAAGCGGGGAGGGGGAUGGUGGGACACACAGGGAGAGAUUAAGUUGGUGAAGUCACCCUGAGAAACCCACAACUGAGCUAAUCUCAGAACUGGAAAAUUCCUUAACCCUGGUUUGUUGAUGUAAUGUAUAAAAUUGCUUUUUUGCUUUUAACUGCCUUUACUUUCUGAGCUAGGGGCUGUCUUCAUUAACAGCAAAAGUGUUACUUUGUUGUAGAUGACAGAUAAGCCUCAUCACGGGAGAGUUACCUAGUUCGUCUACAAGUUCAAAAUGUAGAGAAACCUCUCUACCGUGGGACCUUCCAUUGCUUUCAGUCCAUCAUAAAGCAAGAAUCUGCUUUUGGACUCUAUAAAGGUAUUGGGUCACCAAUGAUGGGACUUACCUUCAUUAACGCGCUUGUGUUCGGUGUACAAGGAAACACACUUCGUGCUCUUGGAAAAGACACUCCUCUAAACCAGUUCCUUGCAGGAUCAGCGGCAGGCGCUAUCCAGUGCAUCAUCUGCUGUCCAAUGGAGCUGGCAAAGACAAGAAUGCAGCUUCAAGGAACAGGUGAAUACAAACUAAAACCAAAAAACUACAAAAAUUCUCUGGACUGCUUGAUUAAAAUCUAUCGAAAGGAAGGGCUGAGGGGCAUCAACAGGGGCAUGGUCUCUACAUUCAUAAGAGAGACUCCAAGCUUUGGCUUUUACUUCCUGACUUAUGAUUGCAUGACCAGGUAUUUAGGCUGUGAAACUGAAGACAGUUAUGUUAUUCCCAAACUUUUGUUUUCUGGGGGGAUGUCGGGAAUAGUGUCCUGGCUCUCAACCUAUCCCAUGGAUGUGAUCAAAUCCCGGCUUCAGGCUGAUGGAGUUGGAGGCAUUACACAAUACAAUGGCAUUUUAGACUGCAUCAGAAAGAGUUACCAUGAAGAAGGCUGGAGGGUGUUCACAAGAGGUCUUACUUCCACACUUCUCCGUGCUUUUCCUGUAAAUGCAGCUACCUUUGCUACUGUUACUGUGUUCCUAAUGUAUAUGAGAUCAGAAGAUGACCUUCGUGAAUGUGAACCAGGUCCAGUAAUCCAGCAGCCUUCCAGUUUGUGAACCUUAUCUGUUUGUUCUCCUGAUCCAAUGCCUGGCUGAUGGGAUUUUCUUAAAUGUAAACACUUGACCCGCACAAGUGGUAUAAAUGUAUGCUUUCUGUAUAAAGAACUCCUAAAGGUGUCAAAUUAGGAUUUCAUCAUGUUACUUGUGUAAACAGCAUAUUGCCUUAUUAAGGACUUCAUAUCUAGUAGUAUCCAAGUAAGAUAGGGACCUGCCUUUAGAAAGUACUGUACUGUUACUCUUGUGGCUCCAGAAGAUGGUCUGGAGAAUGUCGUUGCACCAGAAAUCAGGUUUUCUGUUACUAGUGUUCUGAACGACUUGAGUUGAAUGAAGAAACGUUUUCAGAAAAGAAAUGCUCCUCUUGUAUCUAAGAGGCGUAAGUAUAGUCUGCUAAGGUGAAGUAAGGGAGAAGAAAUUAAGUGUUGGAGGCAUUUUACAGGUAACCCUGAACUGUUUUAAGACGUGAACUAGUAUUCAGCUAGCCAUGUGUUUUACUUUUCAUCUGCUUUUAUAUAUCAGUGUGUUUAGUAGCAACUUUUUUCAUACUGGUUUGGUCAAAAGGAAAAGUAUUAUUUGUUCCUAAGCUACUCCCUUGCCUUUCAGCUUUGAAUAAAUAUCUUAAGCACAAAGUAAAUAUUCAGGUUGGUGAUCACCUGAGGAACCUGAACAUAUAUAAGUCUAUGGGACCUGAUGAAAUGCAUCCCAGAGUCCUGGGGGAAUUGGCUGAUGUGAUUGCCAAGCCACUCUCCAUGGUAUUUGAAAAGUCAGGAGAAGUUCCUGGUGACUGGAAGAAGGGUGAUGUGCCCGUUUUUAAAAAGGCCAGAAAGGAUGACCCUGGAAACUACCAACCUGUCAGCGUCACCUCUGUGGAAGAUCAUGGAACAGAUCCUCCUAGAGUUUAUGCUGAAGCACAUAGAGUACAAGGAGGUGAUUAAUGGCAGUCAGCAGGGCUUCACCAGGGGCAAGCCCCGUCUGACCAACCUAGUGGCUUUCUAUGAUGGGGUAACACAGCAGUAGACACGGGUAAACCAGCGGAUGUGAUGUAUCUAGAGUUCUGUAAAGCCUUUGACACUGUCACUCACAACAUCCUUCUUUCUAAAUUGAAGAGAGAUGGAUUUGAUGGGUGGACAGUUCAGUGGAUAAGAAAUUGGUUGGAUGGUCGUAAUCAAAGAGUAGUGGUCAAUGGCUCAAAGUCCAGAUGGAGAUCUGUGACGAGAGGUGUCCCUCAGGGGUCUGUACUGGAACCUGUGCUGUUUAAUGUCUUCAUCAAUGACAUAGACAGUGAGAUUGAGUGCACCCUCAGCAAGUUUGUGGAUGACACCAAGCUGAGUGGUGUAGUUCCUACACCAGAAGGAUGGGAUGUCAUCCAGAGGGACCUGGACAGGCUGGAGAAGUGGGCCUCUGAGAUCCUCAUGAAGUUCAACAAGGCCAAGUGCAAGGUCUUAAACAUGGGUCAGGGCAAUCCCCGAUUUCAAUACAGGAUGGGGGAUGAUGUGCUUGAGAGCAGCCCUGCAGAGAAGGACUUGGAGGUGCUGGUUGAUGAGAAGCUUGACAUGAGCUGGCAAUGUGCGCUCACAGCCCGGAAGGGCAACUGUAUCCUGGGCCGCAUUGAAAGAAGCGUGGCCAGCAGGUUAAGGGAGGUAAUGCUGCACCUCUGUUCCUCUCUUUUGAGACCUCAUUUGGAGUGUUGUGUCCAGUUAUGGAGUCCUCAACAUAAGAAGGAUAUGGAGCUGUUUGAACGCAUCCAGAGGAGGGCUACAAAAAUGAUCAGAGGGCUGGAGCACCCUCCCAUAUGAGGACAGGCUGAGAGAGUCUGGUUUGUUCAGCCUGGAGAAGAGAAGGCUCAGAGGAGAUCUUAUAGUGACCUUCCACUACCUGAAAGGGGCCUACAAGAAAGCUGGAGAGAGACUUUUUGCAAAGGCUUGUAGUGAUAGGACUAGGGACAACGGGUAUAAACUGGAGAGGGGUGGAUUUAGGCUAGACAUAAGAAUUUCUUCACCAUGAGGGUGUUGAGGCACUGGCAGAGGUUGCUCAGGGACGUUGUGGAUGCCCCAUCCCUGGAGGUGUUCAAGGCCAGGUUGGAUGGGGCCUUGGGCAGCCUGAUCUACUGGGAUGUCCCUGCCCAUGGCAGGGGGUUGGAACUGGAUGAUCUUUAAGGUCCCUUCCAACCCAAACUACUAUAUGAUUUUAUGAUUCUGUCCACACUCAUACACACUUGUUCCUUUAAAUCUCAAGGCUUGUAAGGAUUUAGGGAACCUCAAUACUAGUAAGAUUGAUUGCUGUUUGCCUUCACCUCUAUUUCUUGUUUGGUGGGUGCACAGAUUGUACUGACUAGAUUCAGCCCAAGUAGACUUUGUUCUCUGAAGUUAAUGCAGUUUUGCACCACUUCUCCCAACAUACCCCAUAGCAGCCCUUGAUGUACAGAAGUCAAAGUCCUGCCUGUGGUAUUGCACAAAAUGUUUGUGGGUGCAAUGUUAGCUUAGCAGCUUGAAGUACUGUAGAAAAAUGUAUGUACGUGUUCAGAACUGGAGGUUUCAGACCAUUCCAGAACAUAGGGGUGUAUGUGUCUAAAAUGGUCGGUGGUCAAUACCUGUGCAUUAUGAAUUUAAACAAUAGUGAUUUUUAUGUAAUUGGUUACAGUGCCAUUGGAAAGACUACUGAAAAGGGGGUUGGAGUUUUCUUGUUACGUUAAUCCACUGUGCUUUUAUUUUUUUUCCUUUUAGCAGUCUGGUCAAGAGUGAUUGCUUUAGUCAAAGAGCUACAAAGUUAUUUAAGAUUUGGAAUAAGAAGUACACAUAUUUGUCACAAAUAGCCAGGUGGGAGGAGUGCAUGUGUGUGAGAAAUGUUCCAAAAUGUAUCAAACUAGUUCAGUAAGUACAACUUGUUACACUUUUGGUUGGGACAAGUGCAAUAUGUGUUUAAUUUAUAUGAAUUUUUCUAAAGAAACCUUAUUUUGUAGCAUUUUGCACUGUAACAAAAUAUGCUGGAGAAACCUGUAAAACUGGUAUGUUUUUUAUACCUUGGAGGUAUGUUGGAUGCUUUAGUGCCUACUUUGCACCAAGAUUCAAAUUGAAUGUUCAAUCUAUCUACUAAGCUGCAUAUGCACAACUCACAGCAAAGACCAUUUACACCUUUGUAUAGCAGUCUAAUUGUAUAUAAAAUUGAGGGAAUAAAUUUUUAAAAAAUUUUAA